Oryza brachyantha (malo sina) is the source of this 3691-nucleotide messenger RNA. RefSeq names its product C2 and GRAM domain-containing protein At1g03370-like. Lineage: Eukaryota; Viridiplantae; Streptophyta; Magnoliopsida; Poales; Poaceae. The record is from RefSeq and is a predicted model, not a curated record. Bases 1 to 3219 code for a protein of 1072 amino acids. The transcript has 9 exons.
AUGAGGCUAAAUGUUCGUGUUGUCGAAGCCCGGAACCUGCGGGCCAUGGAUUCCAACGGGUUUAGCGAUCCGUAUGUGAAGCUGCAGCUCGGGAAGCAGCGGUUCAAGACCAAGGUGGUCAAGAAGAACCUGAACCCGACUUGGGAUCAGGAAUUCAGCUUCUCCGUCGUCGGCGAUGUCCGGGAUGUGCUCAAGCUGUAUGUAUAUGAUGAGGACAUGAUUGGAAUUGAUGAUUUCCUGGGGCAAGUGAAGGUGCCAUUGGAGGAUGUGCUAGCUGCUGAGAACUACUCACUCAGUUCGCGGUGGUUUCAGCUUCUUCCGAAGGGCAAAACGGACAAGGCGAUUGACUGUGGAGAAAUUUGUAUUGCAAUGUCUUUGGAAACAGCUGGAGCCACACGCUCAUUGUCCGAUGACCUUGUUAGUGAACUAACUGACAUGCAGAAAGAUUGUUCUCUAUCAAGUCAGAGCACAGGAUCAUCUGUUGCAUUAUCUUAUCAAGGAAGUGAAGCUUGUCAAGAAGAAAGUGUCAAUGGGAAUUCGGGCAGAGCUGAUACCACUGAAGAGGACAACUGUAUUCAAGAUACUGACAAAAAUCAAACUACUGCAGAAGAAAAAACCAAUGGGAUUCCUAUUGCAGCUUCCAGUUGGAGUGAAGUUUCUAACACGGAUAAGUCCAGUAAGCCAUCGUUUGUUGAUCGUUUCCGUCAAAUGUUUGUCAGGAAAAGUGAUGUUGUAACUACCCCCACGGUAAUAACUGACAAAUCUGAAGACAUUCAAGAAGCAACAACAGGAUAUGAAGCUCCUGCAACUGCAAGCCAUAUUAAUGGUGCGUCUACAGAUGCUUCAUUUGAUGAACUAUUGAAGUACUUUGAAUCAAAGCAUCAAGAGGUUGAAAUGCCUGUAGAUUUACAAGGAAUUCUUGUUAACAAGGCAUACAUCACAUCGCCUAGUGAUCUGAACAAUCUUCUCUUCUCACCAGAUUCAAAUUUUCGACAAACAGUGGUUGAACUCCAAGGUUGUUCUGAUUUCAAAAUGGAAUCCUGGAAAAUUGAUAGUGAUGGGGAGUCCUUGAAGAGAGUGAUAACUUACACAACUGCACCAUCCAAAUUGGUUAAAGCUGUUAAAGCAACAGAAGAACAGUCUUAUCUGAAAGCUGAUGGAAAAGAAUAUUCAGUUUUACUGAGUGUUAGCACCCCUGAUGUUCCAUAUGGUGCUUACUUUCGGACAGAGAUUCUUUUCCGUAUUUUGCCAGGCCCUGAACUUGAUACUGAGCAACAGACGUCACAUUUGGUAAUUUCUUGGCGCAUAAAUUUUCUUCAGAGUACUAUGAUUAAAGGUAUGAUAGAAAAUGGAGCAAAACAAGGGUUGCAGCAAAACUACGCCCAGUUUUCUGAUUUUUUGUCAGAGAAGAUCAAACCUAUUGAUGUAGAAGAUGCUGGGUCUGACAAGGGACAGGUCUUAGCAUCGUUGCAAGGGGGGAAGGAGUCCGAUUGGAAGAUAGCAUUUCUGUACUUCUGCAACUUUGGUGUCUUGUGCUCUCUUUUUGUAGUCAUAUACAUUACUGUGCAUGUUCAACUAAGAAGUUCUGGUUCACAUAAGGGGCUCGAGUUUCCUGGAUUAGAUCUGCCAGAUUCUCUCAGUGAAAUUGUCAUGGGUGGACUUUUGUUUCUUCAAUUACAACACAUAUUCAAAAAAAUCUCGUGCUUUAUUCAGGCAAGAGAACAAAAAGUUGGUGAUCAUGGUGUCAAGGCACAAGGUGAUGGAUGGUUGUUAACUGUUGCCUUAAUUGAGGGAACCAAACUGGCUCCAGUCGACGCUACUGGUUUUUCUGAUCCUUAUGUGGUGUUUACUUGCAACGGUAAAACUAAAACAAGUUCAAUCAAGUUCCAAACACUGGAACCUCAGUGGAAUGACAUCUUUGAAUUUGAUGCCAUGGAUGAUCCACCAUCAGUGAUGAAUGUUCAUGUAUAUGAUUUUGAUGGACCGUUUGAUGAAGUUACCUCACUUGGACAUGCUGAAAUUAACUUUGUCAAAUCAAACUUGUCAGAGCUAGCUGAUGUAUGGAUUCCUCUUCAAGGUAACUUGGCUCAGUCCUGGCAAUCAAAGUUGCACCUAAGAAUUUUUUUGAGCAACUCAAAAGGAACAAGUAUGGUUACCGAGUAUCUGAGCAAAAUGGAGAAAGAAGUUGGUAAGAAGAUGACAUUGCGGUCUCCUCGAACUAAUACUGCAUUCCAGGAGCUCUUCUCUCUUCCAGCAGAAGAAUUUCUCAUUAGCAGUUUUACCUGCUGCUUGAAGCGAAAAUUGCACACGCAGGGCCACCUGUUCUUAUCUCCAAGAACAAUUGGAUUUUAUUCAAGCAUGUUUGGCCGUAAAACAAAGUUUUUCUUUCUAUGGGAAGAUAUUGAACAGAUACAUGCAGUACCACAAUCAAUAUCAUCAUGGAGUCCAUCCCUUGUAAUAACUCUUCACAAAGGUAGAGGCAUGGAUGCAAAGCACGGUGCAAAGAGCAUGGACAAUGGAAAGCUAAAGUUUUGUCUGCAGUCUUUUGCAUCAUUUAAUGUGGCCAAUAGGACAAUCAUGGCCUUAUGGAAAGCAAGAUCUUUGAGUACUGAGUACAAAAUGCAGAUUGCUGAAGAACAAUCCCGAGGUAAUGAUACUCUUCAAAGUGAGGACAGUGGAAUAUUUGUUGGUGUCGAGGAUGCAAAGAGCCUUCAGAUGAAUGAGGUUUUCUCCUCAUCGAUUUCUGCCAAUAUGGCCUCGCUAAUGGAAGUGUUUGGAGGUGGUUCUUUCGAGAUGAAAGUCAUGAAUAAAGUUGGAUGCCUAAAUUAUUCUGCCACACAGUGGGAAUCAGAUAAACCUGAUGAAUAUCAAAGGCAAAUUCAUUACAAAUUUAGCAAGAAGUUGUCUCCCAUUGGAGGCGAAGUGACUGGAACCCAGCAGAAAUGUCCUAUGCCCAACAAGGCAGGGUGGAUUAUUGAAGAGGUGAUGGAACUGCAAGGAAUCCUUUUUGGUGAUUUUUUCACGAUUCAUAUACGGUAUCAGAUCGAAGAUCUUGCACCUAAGCAGAGGGCGUGUAGUGUUCAAGUCUUUCUUGGGAUUGAAUGGUCGAAGACCACUAGGCACCGAAAGAGAAUCGAGAAGAGUGUUCUUUCCGGUUCAUCAACUCGCUUGAAGGAGAUGUUCGUGCUAGCAUCAAAGCAGCUACCACACGCCAGAUAAGAAUUCUCACCUGUUUCAGUCCUGUGGAUAAUACUGAACGACUGAACAUUUGUUGGACACCCUGUGUAUACAUUGUUUGAUUGAAGAUAGACAAGAUUCAUUUGUUGGACAAAUUUAGACUUCAGAGUUAGUUUUGUAGAUUCUUCAAUAGCUUAGGCAUUGUGAUGGAUUUUUUGCUUUAGAUCACAAUGCCAACUCAGAGUUUGUUGUCAUAGAUCAUAUACAGCUGCAGUUUGCGUGGACAUUUAGAUACCACACUAAGUCUACAAGCCUAAUUGCAUGGACAUGACGUGAUGAGCUAUAAUCUGGCUGGACCCUGCAGUUUUUCUAUGUAUUUUACACCUUUUCCAUUGAUGUAUAUAGGAUAAUAGUGUUUUGUCAUUUGUUUCUUUUGUACCAUUGAGCUGUACAAAAGCAGAAAUAAGUGGUGAUGCAAUAAAGUUGUGAAAUACACAAAAAGGAGAUAUCUCCA